AUGAUAUACGGUGAUGGUGAAGAAGACUUAGCAUGUUACACCUACAGCUCGUUCAACGUCAGGGAUGACAAUGAUGAUGAGGCUCUGAUUACUCAACGCCAAUUCAAAGUUCUUAUUGAGAAGCUCGACUCGUUGAUAAGCUCUUCUCGUGAUUUUUCUUAUGAAGCUUGCUCUAAGGCUGCCGUUGAAGCUUUCUUUCACUCACUUAUUAAAGAACAUCAGGCCAAUUUGGAUAAGGCCAAUCAAGUUGUUUCAAAUUCUCCGGCUUUAUGUGGUGCAAUGGCUACCAAAAUGGAAGCGCUUAUUUCUGAUGCUAAGAAGUUUAUAACCAAGUUCCAAUCAUCUGCUGGGUCUAACACGCUUAUGGCUAAUGAGGCUAUAGUUGGUCUCAAUACCAUCUUACAAAGGGAGAAGGAGGCUCUAGCUCAAGCUCACACUGAGUUGCAAAAUGAGAAUGAUAACUUCAAAGCUUCUAUUUCUGCGAAAAUAACAAAGCUUUCAGAAUGUCUUGCAGCUAAAAAUAAUCUUAUGGAUCAACUUGCUGCUCACAACACAACUAUCAAGGUUCAUAAAGCCAAACUUAAUCAAACCACCAAAGAGAUUAAAGGUCUUCAGUCCGAGCGAGCUGUGGUCAAAAGUUGUGUUGGGUAUGUGCAUGCUCUCCUCUCCAAUAUCCUUGAUUCUCAUGAUCCAAUACUCAUUAUUUCAAUUCGCAGGCAUCUAGUUGACAAGUUUCGUCCUGCCAUUGCUAUGCUAAUCAAACCAAUUCUUUCAGUAAUGCCAAAGGUUAAAAGCGAAUCCGAGCCCAAAGGAAAGGUGAAUAUUUUCUCAGAUAAUCCAAUCAUUGAUAAUAAUGAAGCCAAGGAGCCAGAUGAAGAAGAACUCAAAAGGAGAAAGGCUCGUGAGGCUGAGAUAGAUGGACAUUAG
Molecule: messenger RNA, 927 nt
Organism: Lactuca saligna
Lineage: Eukaryota; Viridiplantae; Streptophyta; Magnoliopsida; Asterales; Asteraceae
Source: the annotation of a GenBank genome assembly